GGCUCGUGUUUUACAAGCAUCUCGUCAUGACAGUACGGUAAUUCUCUUGCAGGUUUGGUAGUGUCGGGGAACAGCUGGUUGUCUGUUUAGGUGGCUGUCAGUUGUAUUUAGCUAGCUAUUAUUUGGUUUGUUUCGCAGAUAUUCGGUCGAAAUGGACGGGGAUAUUAAUGCUACGGCUCCGGGCACCACCCCACCUGACUCCGACCCAGCGCGGAAGCGCAGAGUGCACGGUAUGUUGAAGCUCUACUAUGGGCUGAACGAGGAAGGAAAGACCGUGGAUCAAGCUGAGUCCAUGGAUCCUUGCGAUAUCAACGGGCCGCAUUUCGAUCCUGAGGUUUAUCUCAAUAAGCUCAGGAGAGAAUGUUCCCUCGGAGAGCUGAUGGACCAGGAGAGCUGCAUGGUGAAGCAGAUCCGCUCCUUGGACAGUGACAUGCAGACAUUGGUGUAUGAGAACUACAACAAGUUCAUCUCUGCCACAGACACAAUCAGAAAAAUGAAGAAUGAUUUUAAGAAGAUGGAGGAUGAAAUGGACUGUCUCUCUACCAACAUGGCUUCUAUCACAGAUUUCAGUGCACGCAUCAGUGGGACCCUUCAGGACCAGCAUGCACAGAUCACCAAACUGUCAGGAGUCCACACUCUCCUGAGGAAGCUGCAGUUCCUGUUUGAGCUGCCUGCCAGGCUGAAUAAGUGCCUGGAGCUGCAGGCCUAUGCCCAGGCAGUGAGCUCCCAUCGCCGUGCCCGCUGCGUGCUGCAGCAGUACAGCCACAUGCCCUCCUUCAGGGGCAUCCAGGAUGACUGUCAUGCCAUCAUGGACAAGUUGGCACAGGAGCUUAGGCAGAAAUUCAGAGAUGGAGGUUCGAGUGCGAAGGACCUUUCAGAGUGUGUGGAGCUUCUGCUGCAGCUGGAUGAGCCGGCAGAGGAACUCUGUGACAAGUUCCUGAGUCACGCUCAGUCACGAUUGGAAGCAGACCUCCUAGGACUGGAGGCGGAGCUGAGACCACCAUUGUCCUCUGGACCCACAGCAGUGACAGAUCCCUACACUGGCCCCGCCCGCAGAUUGUCAGUUGAACCCACUGCUGGAUCUCCCACUGGCCCCUCCUCUCUAAAAAAUCCCUUCCUCUCUCCCAGCUCAAGGACUGAUAUUCUGGAAUUUAUAGACAGAGGUUGCAAUGAAUUCGUCAGCAGCCUUUGCUUGGUCAUUGCCUCGUACCAAGAGUUGUUUGUCAACCGUCCGCAAGAGGGUGAAAUGGCCUCCAAAAACAUCCCCCAGAUGGCUAUUGGCAAGUUGCAUGCUUUUGUGGAUGCCCUGGCCACCCGCUACUUCUUCCUGGUUGAGAGGAGGAUACAGGAGGAGAAAAGUGUUGGAGACAACUCUCUCCUGGUCCGGGCUCUGGACCGUUUCCACCGCAGGCUCCAGGCCGUGGCCAAACUGCUGCCUGGGUCUGCUGUGCCCAGCCAGGGGACUGAGAUCGUAGUGCGAGCAGCCAGGGAGAGGAUCAAGCAGUACCUGGCAGCCCUGCAGAGUUUCUACCUGAACAGCCUGACAGACGUGAGGCAGGCCCUAGCAGCCCCUCGGCUGGGUGGAAGCUCAGCCGGAGGUGGGUCUCAUCUAGGGGGGCCAGGUACCGGGAAAGAUGCUCCGGCCAGCUUGCCAGAGCUCCUCUCCACUCUGUCUGCCUCCAUUCUCAAUCAGAUCAAGUCAGUCCUGGCAUCCGUGCACCUUUUUACUGCAAAGGACAUCACCUUCUCCAACAAGCCUUACUUCAAGGGGGAGUUUUGUAGCCACGGUGUGCGUGAGAGCCUGGUGGUUAACUUCAUUAAGUUUGUGUGCCAGUCCUCGCGUCAGUUCUGUGAGAGUGCAGGAGACCGGGGCGGCUCUACACCCCCUGCCCUCCUACUGCUGCUGUCACGCCUCUGCCUGGACUAUGAAACCUCCACCAUCACCUACAUCCUCACCCUCACAGACGAACAGUUCCUCGUGCAGCAUCACUCUCCUGUAACUGCAGUCACAGCUUUAUGUGGAGAGGCCAGAGAGGCAGCACAGAGGCUACUGAACCAUUAUGUCAAGGUUCAGGGCCUGAUCAUAUCCCAGAUGCUGAGAAAGAGUGUGGAGACACGAGACUGGGUCAACACCAUCGAGCCCCGGAAUGUCCGUGCUGUGAUGAAGAGAGUGGUGGAGGAUACCACCUCUAUUGAUGUGCAGGUGGGUCUUCUCUAUGAGGAGGGGGUGAGGAAAGCCCACAGCAGUGACUCCAGCAAAAGGACCUUCUCUGUCUAUAGCAGUUCGAGGCAGCAAACCCGCUAUGCCCCUAGCUACACACCUAGUGCUCCUAUGGAUACCAAUCUCCUGAGUAACAUACACAAGCUCUUCUCUGAGCGGGUUGAAAUAUUCAGUCCUGUGGAGUUUAACAAGGUCUCUGUGUUGACGGGAAUCAUAAAGAUCAGUCUGAAGACGUUCCUGGAGUGUGUCCGCCUGCGUACCUUUGGCCGUUAUGGCCUGCAACAGAUUCAGGUGGACUGCCACUACCUGCAGAUGUACCUCUGGCGCUUUGUCUCCGAUGAGAACCUGGUCCACUUCCUGCUCGAUGAGAUAGUGGGCAGCACUGCCCACCGUUGCCUGGACCCCGCUCCCAUGGAGCAGAGCGUCAUUGAGGUCAUCUGUGAGAGAGGUUAAAGGCUAGAGGUCACAUUGGUUGAGGAACUGGUGAAAUGCGAUGGUGAAAUUGAAUGGUGUGUAACAGAGUAAAAAAAAAAAAAAAAGAACAUUGAAGUCAACUGAACUGGAAGACUUAAAAAAUAGGUAUUUUGCUGGACACACUGGAUUCCCAUGAUGUAAAUGUGGGAUCAGUAGGAGGAUUAAGGUUACUUACUAUUGCUGCAUGUAGACAGCCAGACUAAUUCUGAUCUUUAAUUGGUAUUUUUACCAAUUAAAUAAAUAACCUAAUGUGGCAGGUGUAAAAAGACGCCUGAACGGAGUUCCCACAUCUGUUUUUUCAGGGUAAAUGGAAGCUUUGGUUAAAAAAUAUUGUAUCCCUGAAAAACGGGAAACAUCCACUUUGUACCAACCCCCUGGAGAGAGGAUGUGAAAAUGUGAUUGGUCAAAAGACCAAUUAGUGGAAAAAAGAUCCGAAUUUGGCUGCCUGUCUAAAUUAGGAUGUUUGGGUGGGGUGCAUCUAUAAUCAUUUGUUUGCUAAUUACUAAAAUUGUAAUGUAGUAAUAUGCUGUAAUACAAAAAAGUUACAUUCAUAAACAGAUGAGGUACUGAGUUGCCUCUCCUACCUUCAAGGUCAUGUGAUCUCAAUUAUUUUCUUUCUCUUCUCUGUUUUGCACACUUAAUUCUGCAGACUAAAUUAUAAUGAUUGUGUUACAAGUAUUCAUCUCUGUAAAGUAUGCUAUAUAAAGUGUCUGUGUUCUAAGUGGGGCAGCAAGUAACCUAGUGGUUAGAGCGUUGGACUAGUAACCGGAAAGUUGCAAGAUCGAAUCCCCGAGCAGACAAAAUAGAAAUCUGUCGUUCUGUCCCUGAACAAGGCUGUUAACCCACUGUUCCUAGACCGUCAUUGAAAAUAAGAAUUUGUUGUUAACUGACUUGCCUAGUAAAAUAUUUUUCAAUCAUAAUUGAUUGAUUGAUCGUAGUUUGAAUCAAUGACUGGAAUCAUUGGAAAUAAUUGGAAAUGUGUAACAUCAGUACUUCCUCAAAUGUCAUAAGCAUGAGUCCCGUCUCUCGCAACCAUUAAGCGCGCAGUCGAGUUAAAAGGUGUACAGUAGACAUUUGACCACUUUUCUCGGACGUUUGAUAAAGGUGGUCACCGCCCUAGCGUAAAUUUGAUUGGUUUUAACACUCCCCUCUCCACUCACUUCUGAUGGCCAUGGCUUAAUCUAAUUGGUUUAGAGAUGGGACAUGUUCAGAGGGGCUAUUUUGGGGCGGUUCGGUGCACGCGUUCUUAUGGUCGCAGUGUGUUUAUUGUUUGGAGUAUGCAUACAUGAGGAAUACAGGUGAGUGAUGCUAGAAAUUAUGCUACGAUGAAAAACCCUUUAAUAUUGUUGGUUUACGUCCAGCGCAAAACGGUUUACUGUUCCUGGUAUCUAUUAAAGCGCAUGUAAUUGUUUUUCUGCUGUGAUAUAACCUAUAUAUGUUGUAUAACCUGUCUAUGACUUUGGUAAUUAAAUCGCCUCGUAUCCUUAUUACGCUAUAGAGAAACUA
Molecule: messenger RNA, 4201 nt
Organism: Salvelinus fontinalis (brook trout)
Lineage: Eukaryota; Metazoa; Chordata; Actinopteri; Salmoniformes; Salmonidae
Gene: vps51
Product: VPS51 subunit of GARP complex
Exons: 11
Coding region: 152-2674 (840 amino acids)
Biological process (GO): endocytic recycling; Golgi vesicle transport; Golgi organization
Cellular component (GO): GARP complex; membrane; EARP complex
Source: RefSeq, a predicted model, not a curated record